AAGACAAACUUAUUUGCUCAUCGCUCUUGUAUCUUCGAGGAGACUCCAUAUCCACUCCGACCCCAGACUCCCACAAUCCUUACUCCGGGCCUGAAUAAACCCCUGGAAGAAUAUCAUCAAGCACUCCCUGGGAAUCCCAGCAGAAACUGUUGACACAAAUUUGUGGAUAACCCGACGAAGGAUCCCGGAUGGAACUCCUGUGGAUACCAGAAGGAUCUCCUGGGGAAUUGCCACCGUGAGUUGACAAUAUCUUUUUUCUGUGUGCAUCAAAUAUUUGUAACUGGCACUGCAUUGCCAUUGAACGAAAUGAAAUGAAACUUAAUACCUAUUAGAUAUUUUUUUUUUUUUUGUUCAAGUGCUAUUCUUUCGGGCCUGGGAAUACUGAGCCUGAACGGCAAGAUAAUCAGUAUUUUUGACUUAACAAUGGAGUUUUCCGCCGCAUGCUCAGUGCGUGGUAAACAACGAUUCAAAUUAAAAGAAAAAUCUCGCAGUCGGUAGGAUUCGAACCUACGCUCCCAGAGGGAAUCUGAUUUCUAGUCAGACGCCUUAACCGCUCGGCCACGACUGCUGGUUGUAUGCCGCGAAGCCGAAUGACAAUCAACGCUACUAUCAGUAUAAUAAAUACCGAUUCAUAACAGGCGAAAAUAUUUAAUUAAUUAAUGAGAUAAUCCAUCCAUCAAAUCCAAAGGGCCAUAUAUUCGUUUCGGCUAUUUCUAACACAAACAACCCGCUCGAAGAGGACGAAACACAGCCUAUAAUCAUGGUUGUGGGAGGUGGACUGUAUGAAUCAGUCAAAUCAGCUGUGAAGACGCUUCUGUUUUUCGUGUUGUUCUGUACACUGCUACCAGCAUUCGUUAUCAGCUAUGCAACCGUUUCGACAACUCGGAAGCUGUGGAUUGCAUUCCUGGCGAAUCGAUACCCGUACCUGAAGUUCGCUCGUACGAACAAUAUCCGAAGCUUGGUAGACACUUCUAGGAAUCCAGGAGUGUUUCAUGUGCUGUUACAAAUUGAAGGAAUCUGUGACGUCCACGCUAUCAGGGCUAAAUUCAAUGAUCAUGUGUUAAAUCGGCGUGAUCACUACGGAAGACCAUGUUUUUCCAGACUGAAGUUCCCUUUGAUUUCCUGUUGGGGUCAAUAUGCGUUUGUAAAGAAAACCAAGGACUUCAACAUCGACAAUCACAUCAUCCACGCACCUCCGCUGCAUAGAGGUCGUCCACUGACUGAAACGAACUUGCAAGACUACGUAAGCGACAUAAUAUCCAAAUAUAUGCCACCGGAGAUACCGCCGUGGCAGAUCUUCUGCAUUCCGAUGGCAUACGGAGGGACAGCGAGCGGAUCGGCUGAAUGCGACGCCAGUGCGCCCUACUACUAUAUGUUGUACCGUAUACAUCAUCUUCUUCUGGAAGAGCAACAAAAUCUAAGAAUCUCCGACCUCCUGCUUGUGGACAGAAAGAUCGAAAACGAGAAGAGAAUUUCAGACUGUGACUCAAUAUUUGCCAAUUUGCUGGAACGGCCAGUCUAUCUUCCCAGAAUUUGGAACGACAUUGGUGCCACGAUCAGCAACAAAUGGAAUGAAUUUAUCUACCAGCAUGACCCUUUGGAAUCACCCGACAUUGAGAAGAAGCACAUUGCCGGAAUCCAACAACUUAUCUCGGUGGUGCUGAUAGGAGUGGUCACCGUGGUGUCAGACUUCUCCAAAGGAUUUUCGAAGGUUUCGGGCAAUCCGUUGAUGAAAAUUGACUACCUCAAGUCGUUGAUUGACAGGGAAAUUCAACGGAGAAACCUGAAUCUGCGCACCAUUUGGAACGCCAUAAUGAUGUCCAUUGAUCCGAUCAACGUCGUGAAAGAACUGAUUUUCAUGUUUUGGAAAGUUGGCGCCACCAUAACGCUGAUGUUGCCUUGGUACGUGUUCCAGGAAAUGGAAGCCAUCAGAAUCUACAUUCUGAUGAAGAAAAUCAAACGCAAUACGGUGAUCGGGUUCGCAUUGGAAUACCUUCCCAUUUGUUUCGGAGCAUUUUUGGAGUAUUGGAAAGGGGUUCAGCUUUUCUAUUCCGCUCCCAAGCUGGUGUUCGAAGAACUGUUCGAGAACAAACCAAACACCGAGCAUUACUUGCAGAACGUGUCGCUAUGCGGACGGAAAGUCGUGUCCUGGUCAGAGAAAGUUCGAUCCACCGAACUGCAGGCGAAUCGCUCGGAGAAAACAGGAUCCAUGCGAAGUGCCCCGCGGAGCAAGCCACCAAACGAUAUCGAAGUGCUACUCGCCGUUAUGUCUAAAUCGCUCAAAUCCCUUUGCCUAGAGGGAGACGGAAAAAUACCCUCUUCGAUUCAGAUCAGUGGCCGCUGUAUGCUGGAAGAUUAUCUAUUCGGUCUGACCAACUACCAAACCGGAAACAGUGGAUUUGUAUCGCUCAACUUGCCCAUAGCCGUGACCAAUAAUCAGCACUUGUUGCAAAGCAUUCGAUCGUCCAUUGCCCAAAUCCGCCGGCAGCAAGUUAUGCUCAAUUUUCUAACCAUAGCUCAGCUCAAGCAUGACUUCCUAACGGACGGACUCCCCCUGGUUGUGAUGAAACUGCUAAUGAACUACCUUUCGAGACGGUUUGCCGUCACGGUUACGGAAGUAAUCGAGAAUCGUAAUAUCGGCCAAUACCGGAACCUACUGGGGCAUGCGAUAAAGGACAUCAUCUACUUCCGGCCGCCCCAAUCGAAUACCAGCGUUUCGAUCACGGUGCAGAAGUUCAACGACGAGAUCCGUUUCGCUUGCAUGACCGACUCGCAAAUCAACCCAAAGCAUCUGGCUUUGACGGCAGGCUUUCGGAAACAUCUACAAGACUUUCAGCAACUCUAGACGGUUGCCUUUUAGUUUUUUACACAAAACUAGAAUUAACAUAUAUUUGUACGAAUAAAGAAAUGUUUUAAAUAA
Molecule: messenger RNA, 2920 nt
Organism: Aedes albopictus (Asian tiger mosquito)
Lineage: Eukaryota; Metazoa; Arthropoda; Insecta; Diptera; Culicidae
Exons: 6
Coding region: 761-2845 (694 amino acids)
Biological process (GO): triglyceride biosynthetic process
Cellular component (GO): plasma membrane
Source: RefSeq, a predicted model, not a curated record